Ictalurus punctatus (channel catfish) is the source of this 2652-nucleotide messenger RNA. RefSeq names its product zinc-binding protein A33. The record is from RefSeq and is a predicted model, not a curated record. Gene Ontology annotation, molecular function: protein binding; zinc ion binding. NCBI's taxonomy places the organism in Eukaryota, Metazoa, Chordata, Actinopteri, Siluriformes, Ictaluridae. Bases 424 to 1836 code for a protein of 470 amino acids. The transcript is spliced from 6 exons.
AGCUGCAGACGUCUCUCCCCCUCCAAACUUUUUAUUCUCAGUCCAGAAGACAAGUGCUGUUAAUGAACUCGUAUUCAGUAUUUAAACAGAAGUGAUCUUUAUCUGCUGUUUCUGCUGUCAGUGAUGAGUGGAACAGGUCAUACCUGUCUCUCUAAAACUCCUCCCAUUAAGGAAGUACAGAGUCCGAGACGACUGCAGUCCUUUUGCAGUGUUCUGCUCUGGUGAGUUUAGUUUUACUCUCGGUUUAUGGAGAAUUCUGAGUCUCAUUUUCAGCUCUGUGAAAGGAAGUGAUUACUAACUGGACCUGCAAAGUCGUAUAUUAACUUUAAACAAACCUGAAAUCAGGGUGUGAUUACUUUUGAUCAAAGUGAAAGUGGAUCUGAACAUUCGGACUGGAGAGAACAACAACAGCGGCAAAAUAAAAUGGCUUCUAAGUUUUCAAAGGAGGAUUUCUCUUGUCCUGUGUGCUGUGAAAUCUUCACGGAUCCUGUUGUUCUGCUCUGCAGUCACAGUGUGUGUAAAGUGUGUUUGCAGAAGUUCUGGGAGACCAAAGGAUCCAGAGAAUGUCCUGUUUGUAGGAGGAAGUCGUCUAUGGAAUAUCCUCCCAUAAAUCUGGCCUUAAAGAACCUGUGUGAGACUUUCUUACAGGAGAGAAGUCAGAGAUCUUCAUCAGCGUCUGAAACAGUCUGCAGUUUGCACAGUGAGAAACUCAAACUCUUCUGUCUGGAUGAUCAACAGCCGGUGUGUGUGGUGUGUCGAGAUUCAAAAAUACACACCAACCAUAAAUUCUGCCCCAUUGAUGAGGCAUUAACAGACCGUAAGGAGGAGCUGAAAACUGCUCUGAAGCCCCUACAGGAGAAACUGAAGAUCUUUAAAGACUGUAAACUGAACUGGAGUCAGACUGCAGAACAUAUAAAGAUUCAGGCCCAACACACAGAGCGGCAGAUUAAGGAGGAGUUUGAGAAGCUUCACCAGGUUCUACGAGAUGAAGAGGCAGCCAGGAUAGCUGCACUGAGAGAGGAAGAGGAGCAGAAGAGUCAGAUGACGAAGGAGAAGAUUGAGAAGCUGAGCAGAGACAUAUCAUCUCUUUCAGACACAAUCAGAGGCGUAGAAGAGGAGAUGAGAGCUGAAGACGUCUCGUUCUUACAAAACUACAAGGCUACAGUGAAAAGAUCUCAGUGCACACUGCAGCAUCCAGAAGAGCUUUCAGUACCAUUGAUCCAUGUGGCAAAACAUCUGGACAACCUGAAGUUCAGAGUCUGGGAGAAGAUGCAGGAUGCUGUCCAAUACACACCUGUAACUCUGGACCCCAACACUGCUCAUCCUAACCUCAUUGUAUCUGAUGAUCUGACCAGUGUGAGACUCAGUGAUGAGGAACAGAAGCUUCCUGAUAAUCCAGAGAGAUUUGAUGAUUAUUUGUGUAUCCUGGGCUCUGAGGUCUUUAACUCAGGGACACACUGCUGGGAUGUUGAAGUAGGAGACUGUACAUGGUGGGAUGUGGGUGUGAUGACAGAAUCUGCUCAGAGGAAGGGAAAUAUAUUCUCCAGAAGUGGACUCUGGUGUGUCGGGUAUACUGAUGGUAAAUAUGGAACACGUUCUACACCACAGCCACGCACUCUCCUCUCAGUAACACAAAAGUUCCAGAGGAUCAGAGUGCAGCUGGACUGGAACAGAGGAAAGCUGUCGUUCUCUGACCCUCUCACUAACACACACAUACACACUUUCACACACACAUUUACUGAUAAAUUACUGCCAUUUAUAUGGGUUGCUUGUAAUAAAUCUCCUGUAAAGAUCCUCCCACUUCAGUGCUCUGUAAGAGUGAAUCAGAUCAGUUAGAGCUGAUAUUGUUUUAUUCCAAUUCAUUAAUGAAAUAUUGCUGAUGAAAAGAUUCGUGUUCUUUGUUAAAGUCUGUUUUUACUGAAGCACUGAACACUUCAUUGUGGAAUUUAUUUUGAAGUGUGUAACGACACAAGACGGUUAACAGGAAGUAAGCGCAGGAGUAAUGUCUUUAUUAAUAAAUCAACAAAUAAAACCCAGGGAACGCGGUCUAUACUGAACUAGACUAGCUAGAUUACACAUGGACUAGAGUCUAGGCAUUACACGAAAACAGGACAUGGAAAUAAGACCGCUAGCAUGCUACACGCAUUCGCUACUACAUUCAACAUAUAGAUCUAAUACUGCGCGAAGUGCACAGCAGCACAAGGGGUUUAAAUAACCAACAGAAUUAAACUAAAUCACCGACACCUGGAGUAAAUCAACCAAUGCUUGCACACAGGGAGAAUCAAAACAAACGAACCGCGCGUGUCCAUAUACAAGAGUCUCGUGCACGCGCGCCCUCUACCGGCGGUAGCGUAACAAAGUGUUCUAUUAUUAUUUCGACUCACCUUAUCAGUUACAAAAUAAUGUGAAAACUCAAAAUAAUAAGAUUAUAUCUCGGAUAUUAAUAUAACUUGAAAUUCCAAGAUAUUCAUUGAAAUAUUUUAAGUGAAAAUAACGACCUACUGCGUGGAAACUAAUAAAAAUAACGUGAUAAAUUUCAAAUAACUACAUAGUACGUGAUACUUAUGUAAAAUGUGAUUUAUUUAUUUUUUUAAAAAUAAAUUUGCAAAGAUUUCAAACAAACUUCUGUCAUGUUGUCAUUAUGGGGUAUUG